UCUCUCCGACCCUUCUCUCUGCAGUAAGCAUGUUCGCCAGGGUAUCUGCGAACCGCUCACGACCCAACGCACGUUACCGGUGAGAAACCCCCCACGGAAGAGUCAAGGAUAAUCGAUUUGGAUGUGGCGCGCACUUGAGAGUUUGAAUACGGUGGUAAGCCCGAGUGACCGGAGCACCGGCAGUGAAGGAGGAAUACAAUAUUCGGGGUGGCGCUCUCUACUUAACGUGGACAAUCAUGCAUAUGCUGUUUUGGGGACUAGGGUUUUUGCUAUUUCUCCCUGACUUUUUGAAUAUAGUGUCAUCCACGGGGAGAUCGCUAUUGAGUUCAAGAAAAGCUGAAAUGUCCGAGCAGCUUGGUGCAUAUGAGAUUGUAACUCCGGAGCGAGUGAAUGAAGCCGGUGACAACUUUCCCACGAGCGUGCACUUCAAAAGGAAAAAGCGUAGUGUGGAGGAUAGCCCAGGCAACUCCUCUGACCAAUGGGCCUUGCCAUCAAUCCAUUACAAAAUAUCUGCGUUUGGACAGAACUAUCACCUCAACCUGACUCCCGAGUCAGGAUUUAUCGCUCCGCUAUACACUGUGACAGUACUUGGAGCACCUAUAGUUAACAUCACGGAUUUCACCCCGGAGGAGGAGACGGAAGAGGAUACGGAGUAUCAGCACUGCUUCUAUAAAGGACAUGUGAAUGCUCAAACGGAGAACACCGCAGUCAUCAGUCUCUGCUCUGGAUUGCUUGGCACUUUCAGGUCACCGGAAGGGGAAUAUUUUGUGGAGCCCCUUCACAGUUACAAUGGAGAACUCUAUGAAGAAGAACACACCAAACCUCAUAUUGUGUACAGAAAGAAAGCCUCUGAGAAUGAGGCAGCCGUGGAGGACACUGCUUGUGACACAUCAGGACAUAAACACAGACACAAGAGGAACAGCGACAAGGUGAAGAGACGUCCGCUGUCCAGCAGUAGCAGCAGCAUGCUGGACGACCUGGACGACCUGUCUGCAGGCCUGACUGCCGAUCCCUUCUCCAGAACAGAGAGAGAGAGCGGCAGACGGCCGGCUAAUGACAGCAGCGGCGACUCAGGACCUCACAGGAGAUCAAAGCGCUUCCUCUCCUAUCCCCGCUUUGUAGAAGUCAUGGUGGUGGCAGACAGCAAGAUGGUGGAACAUCACGGGAGCAACCUUCAGCACUACAUACUCACAUUAAUGUCUAUCGUGUCUUCCAUCUACAAGGAUCCCAGCAUCGGAAAUCUGAUUAACGUUGUGAUUGUGAAGUUAGUCAUAAUCAACAAUGAGCUGGAUGGCCCAACCAUUUCCUUCAAUGCACAGACCACUUUAAAGAACUUCUGUAUCUGGCAACAGAGGCAAAAUCACCAAGAUGAGAAUCAUCACUCCCACCACGACACAGCCAUUCUCAUCACCAGGCAAGACAUCUGCCGAGCGCGGGACAAGUGUGACACAUUAGGGCUUGCAGAGCUUGGCACCGUGUGUGAUCCAUACAGAAGCUGCAGUAUUAGUGAGGACAAUGGGCUCAGCACUGCGUUCACUAUCGCCCAUGAACUGGGCCAUGUAUUCAACAUGCCCCAUGAUGACAGCAACAAGUGCAAAGAGGAGGGGGUUAAAAUACAGCAGCAUGUGAUGGCACCCACACUCAACUACUACACUAACCCCUGGAUGUGGUCCAAGUGUAGCAGGAAAUACAUCACAGAGUUCCUUGACACAGGGUAUGGAGAGUGCUUACUUGAUGAGCCCAUUUCUAGGCCAUACAGUCUGUUGCAGCAGCUGCCUGGACGGAUAUACAAUGUCAAUAAACAAUGUGAAUUGAUAUUUGGGCCGGGGACACAGGUGUGCCCAUAUAUGGUCCAGUGCCGCAGACUGUGGUGCACCAGCCCAGAGGGGGCCCAGAGGGGCUGCAGGACCCAACACAUGCCUUGGGCUGACGGGACCGAGUGCUCUCCAGGAAAGCACUGUAAACAUGGCCAGUGCAUUCCCAAGGAGCACGACGCCACCCCCGUGGACGGGGCGUGGGGAGGCUGGUCUCCGUUUGGCUCUUGCUCGCGGACGUGUGGCGGGGGCAUCAAGAUUGCCGUGCGCGAGUGCAACCAACCUGUGCCCAAGAACGGGGGGAAGUACUGUGUGGGGCGCAGGAUGAAGUUCCGCUCGUGUAACUCAGAGCCCUGCUCCAAGCAGAAGAAAGACUUCAGAGAGGAGCAGUGUGCUGCCUUUGAUGGCCGGCACUUCAACAUCAAUGGUCUACCUCCUAACGUGCGCUGGGUACCCAAGUACAGCGGAAUUCAGAUGAAGGAUCGCUGUAAGCUGUUCUGCAGGGUGGCUGGCAGCACGGCCUACUACCAGCUCAGGGACCGGGUCAUCGACGGCACGCCAUGUGGCCCCGACACCAACGACAUCUGUGUGCAGGGCCUGUGCAGGCAAGCGGGAUGUGACCAUGUGUUGAAUUCCAAGGCGAGGAGAGAUAAGUGUGGUGUGUGUGGCGGUGACAACUCCUCGUGCAAGACCGUGGCAGGCACCUUCAACAUGGUGCGCUACGGAUACAACGAAGUGGUGAGAAUACCCAGCGGUGCUACAAAUAUUGAUGUUCGUCAACACAGCUACUCAGGGAAACCAGAGGACGAUAACUACCUCGCUGUUUCAAACAGUCGUGGGGACUUCCUGCUCAAUGGCGAGUUUGUAGUCAGCAUGUUUAAAAGGGAAAUCAAAGUGGGCAAUGCCGUCAUCGAGUACAGCGGAUCCGACCACGUCAUCGAGAGAAUCAACUGCACUGACCGCAUCGAGGAGGAGAUCAUUGUCCAGGUGCUCUCUGUAGGUAACUUGUACAACCCAGACGUCAGGUACUCCUAUAACAUCCCCAUCGAGGAUAAACCCCAGCAGUUUGUCUGGGAUGCCUACGGGCCCUGGCAGGACUGCAGCAGGCCCUGCCAAGGAGAGCGUAAGAGGAAGAUCCUGUGUAGUAGAGAGUCGGACCGUGUGGUGGUCUCAGACCAGAGGUGCCAUGGGGCCGCCAGACCAGCCAUGGUCACAGAACCCUGCAACGCAGAGUGUGAAAUCAGGUGGCAUGUGGCGAGGAAGAGCGAGUGCACAGUCCCAUGUGGGGUGGGAUAUCGUACGCUGGAGAUCUACUGCGCCAAACUCAGCCGUGCCGAUGGAAAGACCCAGAAGGUGGACGAGCGUUACUGCAGCAGUCAACGCAAACCUGACGACAAGGAGAGUUGCCAUGGAGACUGUAACCCAGGAGGAUGGGAGUACUCAUCUUGGUCAGAGUGCUCCAAAAGCUGUGGAGGAGGGUCCCGGCGUCGUGCGGCUGUGUGUGGAAAGUCUUCUGAGGCGGGAAGUGAUGAGAGCAAGUGCAGCCAGAGAGACAAGCUGACCACCGUCCAGAACUGCAAUGAGUUCCUAUGUCCUGCAUGGAAGACCGGAGACUGGUCUGAGUGCCUGGUGACGUGUGGGAAAGGGUACAAGCAUCGGCAGACAUGGUGCCAGUUUGCGGAGGACCGACUGGACGACCGCUUCUGUGACUCGAUGUCCAAGCCUGAGUCAGUGCAGACGUGUCAGCAACAGGAUUGUGCUUCGUGGCAGGUCGGACCGUGGGGACAGUGCACUACCUCGUGUGGACCCGGCUACCAGAUGCGAGCUGUGAAGUGCGUUGUGGGGUCAUACGGAUCCGUCAUGGACGACACUGAAUGUAACGCUGCCACGCGGCCCACUGACACUCAGGACUGUGAACUGACCCAGUGUCCCAUCAGUCACCCGGUACCGCCGGGGACCAAAGUGCCCUCCCACCUCCCACACAAAACCCAGUGGAGGUUCGGCUCCUGGACACAGUGUAGCGCCACUUGCGGCAAAGGGACCCGGAUGCGCUAUGUCAGUUGCCGUGACAACCAGGGUGGGGUUGCGGAGGAUUCUGCCUGCUCCCACCUGGCCAAGCCCCCGGCCAGGGAGGUGUGCUCUGUAGUGGCCUGCGGACAGUGGAAGGUCCUUGAAUGGACAUCUUGUUCUGUAUCCUGCGGGCAGGGGAAGACCACGCGCCAGGUGGUGUGUGUGAACUUCAGUGAUCAGAUAGUGGACGUAGUGGAGUGUGACGCUGAUGACCGUCCGGCCACAGAGCAGGAGUGUGCCAUGUCCCAGUGCCCUGCUGCCCGCUCCAGUGACUCUCGGCCCCUCCCUUCACCCAGCGGGGGCCCCCGCAAUAACCUGCCCACGACUGCCGAUGGGCGCGGUGGAGGGCGAGUCCAGGCCCACCAGUGGAGAACAGGACCCUGGGGAGCGUGCUCCAGCACGUGUGCGGGCGGCUUCCAGAGGCGUGUGGUGGUGUGCCAGGAUGAGAAUGGUUAUGCUGUCAACAACUGUGAGGAGCACUCCAAACCCAUCGAGCAGCGCUCCUGUGAGUCCGGACCCUGUCCACAGUGGGUCUAUGGGAACUGGGGAGAGUGUACCAAGCCGUGUGGGGGAGGAAUAAAGACGCGGCUCGUGGCUUGUCAAAGGCCCAACGGAGAGCGCUUUAACGAUCUGAGCUGUGAGAUUCUUGACAAACCGCCCGACCGUGAGCAGUGCAAUACUCAGUCGUGCCCGUCUAACCCCCACUGGAGCACAGACCCAUGGAGCUCGUGUUCUUCCGCCUGUGGUAAAGGAUCGAAGAACCGUAAGGUGAGCUGUGUUACCCGAUCCGGUCGACCUGUUCCAGAGGACAACUGUAAACACCUGACCCAACCCAGCAAGGAGAGGAGCUGCCGGGGGCGCCGCUGUCCCAAAUGGAAGGCAGAGAGCUGGGGAGAGUGCUCAGCGUCAUGUGGCAAUGGAAUACAAGAGCGGGAAGUUUUCUGUGAGGUUGGAAACCGGCGCAGCCCGGAGGAGACUGAAUGCCCCCCAUCCUCCCGUCCGGCCUCCAGCCAGACCUGCCGGGUCACUGACUGCCCGUCUCCGUACCGGUGGAGCAAGGGAGAGUGGCAAUCGUGUAGUAAGUCGUGUGGGUCGGGCCACCGGCGUCGAGCGGUGCUCUGUAUGGACCAGACAGGGGAGGAGGUCCAUGAGAUGUUCUGUGUGGAUCAGAGAAGGCCAGAUGACUCUGAGAGCUGUAAUACCCACGUCUGUGAGUUCAUCUGGAUCACAGGGGACUGGACAGAGUGCUCGGCCAGCUGUGGACAAGGAUACCACAGACGCCUAGUCUCCUGCAGUGAGGUGCAUGCUGGGAAUGAUAACUAUGAGUAUGGGCAUCAGUCUUUGUCCAACUGCCCUGGGACCCCCCCUGAGAGCUACAUGCCGUGUAGCCAAAGACCCUGUCCUCCAACACACGAGUGGAGAGUUGGAGUCUGGGGACCUUGUUCAGUAAGCUGUGGAGGUGGGGUGAUGGAGAGGACAGUGCAGUGUGUGUCUACUGAGGGACAAGGCAGUGACAGUUGUCUCUCAGACACUAAACCAGAAGCCAGCAAAGUCUGCAGCAGCCCUGCCUGCCAUCUGCCCACUAGCUGCAGUGACGUCCAGAGUCUGUCUGGCGUCCAGCCUGAUGGUGAACAGUUUCUCAACGUACAAGGAAAAGCACUCAAAGUCUACUGUGCAGGAAUGCAGACUGACAGGCCGCAGGAGUACCUCACCUUGACGACCGGAGAAGGAGAGAACUACUCUGAAGUCUUUGGCUUCAGACUGAUAGACCCCACACAGUGCCCUGCUAACGGGACCAGGAGAGAGGACUGUGAGUGCAGGAGAGACUACACCGCUGCUGGCCUCUCCACCUUCACCAGAGUACGACUGGACCUCAGCAAGAUGCACAUCAUCACCAUUGACUGGCAGUUUGCUUUCACACGCGACGGCCACAGAGUUCCCUUUGCCACAGCUGGAGACUGCUACAGCGCUGCCCGGUGUCCACAGGGUCGAUUCAGCAUCAACCUCUCAGGGACAGGCUUCCAGCUCGCUGAGGAAACCAAGUGGAUCUCCCAAGGAAACUAUGCAGUUGCUGAUAUACACAAAUCCCAGGAUGGCAGCAGAGUAACAGGAAUGUGUGGGGGUUACUGUGGGAAAUGCACUCCGUCCUCCGGCUCUUACCUGCUCAUCACAGUGGCCUAAAUCUACAGUGUUUAACCAGCGCUCUUCAAGCCAAGAUGUCCAACCUCUCAGUGGUGCUACAGUAAUGAGGAUUCCAUCCUCCAAACGACCUCUAUUCCCUCCAAUGUGUAAAUAUGUCAAUAGAACAGGUGUAAGUACUGUACAUAACAUGGUAAAUGACUUAUUUAUUAUACUAUAUACUCAACAUUUAUUUUUGUAUUGUAAGAUAAUUUAAGGAUUGUGUUUUCUUUCUUGCAACAAACACCAUGGACAUCUAUUCGCAUUGCAUUAACUCGAACAUAAAAAUGUGCCUUAGAAAUAUUUAACAUAUUCAGUCCAGAGUAGUUGCUUGUGUUUCUUGCGUUGUUGUGGCAGUGUUGCAGCCUGGCUCUUCUAUGCCUUCAGAUGCAGAAGGAGACGUUUUGCUUCACGUUUGUGUGUACGGACGUGGGCACUUUGUAUGUACUUCUUUUUUUUACACUCGUAGCUGCAUCCUUCAGCCUGUUUAUUCUUAUGCCGUAUGGUGUCACUAUCCAACCUUGUUCAGUGCCUGAGUGUUUUCCAACCCGUGUAGUAAGUGCUACUGUAUGUUCCUACCUGGGUCUUAGAGUGAAGGCUGUUUAGGCUGGUCUAAUUACCUGGUCUACACAGUCGCCAGCGGUGAUCAGUGGGCUGGUGGUACAUUAGUCAGGUGUGGUACAGGGACAGAGACGGCACAGUGAACCGUAGCGCAGUGUGCUGUAAAGGUCGAUCUGGGACAGCCAGGGGGAAUGCUGGUGCUGUCGAAGGCUAGCACAGGCAGCUGCUGCAGAGGCAGACCCAGCCAGGUGUUACUACCACAGAGGAACAACCCUGAGAUGGGCCAUAUGCAGAGAGAGAGAGAGAGAGAGAGAGAGAGAGAGAGAGAGAGAGAGAGAGAGAGAGAGAGAGAGAGAGAGAGAACCCCUGCCUUGGUGGGACAUACUUUAAUAUUUUUGCUGAGAGAGAAAAGUGAAUGACAUGAAAGUUGUGAUGCAGAACCUUAACAUUUCAUACUUAUCCGUGGAAGUACAAGGUGUCACCUACCCAGAGGGAGUGUGUCAGGGGAAGUGCCCCGGGGGGCUUGAAGGUCAGAGCAGAGACACCUAGAGGAGGAGAGGGAGGAAAGGCUUGCAGGCUGAUCCAGAGAGAUGUGUUUCAAAGCAUCAGAAAGACUCACCUUUUGUUUGUUCUGGGUCUCUCAGGUGUUGUGACAGGGAAUAGCCGUUAUUCCUUAGUUUUGAGAAAGAGGCCGUAUUCCCAUGGCUAUAACUACAUGAAUCAAGCAGAGUUUACCUCAGGCCUAUAACAACACCAGUGUUCCAUAGAGAUUGGUUGAUGUCUUAAAGGUCUAGGUGUCCAAAUGCUGCCUCUAAGAACUGCUUACUGUACCUUUUUUCAGCCUUUAUCUUAUUGCCUUUCAACAGUCAGUCCAUUUUUUUUUGCUGUGUGAUGUAAAGUGUUUUGACAAUAUCAGGGUACUUUCUGUUUGAAUGUGUGUUUAUCUUAUAUACUGUUUGCAACCAAUGCCCUUAAUUAGAUGUUUUUUUUACAAGACUUUUAUAGAAAGUGAAAGUGAAUGACAAAUAAUAAUAACUAUAAUAAUUUGUAUGAUUCUUUUGACAUGAUAAGAUACUUAUCCCAAAAUGAAUAAUGUAAGUGACUGUGAUGUCAUAAGGAAGUUUAGUAUAUCAACUUACUGUACACAUGUGAGGUUAUUCUCGUGUGUAUUUAUUUGUUUGACAGGGUUUGGCGGGGUGGAUGGACAUUGGUACCUGAGAUAGAUUCAGAGGACAAAGCCAUAUUUGCUACAUUUGCCUUUAAAAAAAAUUAAUGAUGCCUUGAGAAUAUCAGCAGGACAUUUUCAUGACAGUGCAACUCUUACUUUGUCAUGGUUCCGUCCAACCUUUCGCUAAAAGGGAAUUCCACACCGUUGUAACCGAUAGCCAUUCUGAAUUUAUCCUUGGAAUCAUAUUAGUUUAGAUUUAAUUAAGUAAAAAAUGUUAAAUGUUAACGUUAAAUGUUUUAUUGUCCAAAUAAUAUCCUCCAGUGAAAAGGGAUUGAAACUUUAGUCUGAUUGUGAAUAUCUGAUGAUCCAGAUUGUAUAUGUAUUCUCAGGUGUUAAAAUUAAGGGAUUAUUUGAACAUUAUAUUAUGUCUUAUAUUUAUGUAACAAUUUAUAAACUCAGCAAAAAAUGAAACAUCCUCUCACUGUCAACUGCAUUUAUUUUCAGCAAAUGUGUAGAUAUUUGUAUGAACAUAAGAUUCAACAGCUGAGACAUAAACUGAACAAGUUCCACAGACAUGUGACUAACAGAAAUGGAAGAAUGUGUCACUGAACAAAGGGUGGUCAAAAUCAAAAGCAACAAUCAGUAUCUGGUGUGGCCACCAGCUGCAUUAAGUGCUGCAGUGCAUCUCCUCCUCAUGGACUGCACCAGAUUUGUCCGUUCCUGCUGUGAGAUGUUACCCCACA
Molecule: messenger RNA, 8534 nt
Organism: Oncorhynchus gorbuscha (pink salmon)
Lineage: Eukaryota; Metazoa; Chordata; Actinopteri; Salmoniformes; Salmonidae
Product: A disintegrin and metalloproteinase with thrombospondin motifs 9-like
Exons: 40
Coding region: 237-6065 (1942 amino acids)
Biological process (GO): extracellular matrix organization; proteolysis
Cellular component (GO): extracellular matrix
Molecular function (GO): metalloendopeptidase activity; zinc ion binding
Source: RefSeq, a predicted model, not a curated record